AAUAUCUGUUUCGUGCUGCCCUCUUCCAAACAGUUUGUAAUAGAAAUUCUUUCCGGUGAUACGAGUACGUCGCAAACAUGGGUAAGGUUAAAUGUUCCGAAUUGAGAACCAAGGACAAAAGUGUCCUUACCAAACAAUUAGAUGAACUUAAAACUGAAUUAACAAAUUUAAGAGUUGCUAAAGUGACUGGCGGAGCCGCUUCAAAAUUAUCUAAAAUACGAGUGGUUCGUAAAGCUAUUGCUCGUGUAUACAUUGUUAUGCACCAAAAGCAAAAGGAAAAUCUAAGAAAAUUGUUCAAAGGCAAGAAACACAAGCCAUUAGAUUUAAGACCAAAGAAGACCAGAGCCAUCAGACGUGCAUUAACACCACAUGAGGCAAAAUUGAAGACCCGAAAAGAAAUUCGCAAGAAGUCAAUAUUCCCACCAAGGAAAUUCGCCGUCAAAGCUUAAUAUGUAUAAUUUAAUUAUAAUAUAACAAGUUUAUAAAAA
This is a messenger RNA of Chrysoperla carnea, 488 nucleotides long. It is a transcript of the gene RpL35, whose product is annotated as 60S ribosomal protein L35. Gene Ontology annotation, molecular function: mRNA binding; structural constituent of ribosome. Gene Ontology annotation, biological process: maturation of LSU-rRNA from tricistronic rRNA transcript (SSU-rRNA, 5.8S rRNA, LSU-rRNA); translation. The transcript has 3 exons. Gene Ontology annotation, cellular component: cytosolic large ribosomal subunit; ribosome. The record is from RefSeq and is a predicted model, not a curated record. The coding region runs from base 78 to 449 and encodes 123 amino acids. NCBI's taxonomy places the organism in Eukaryota, Metazoa, Arthropoda, Insecta, Neuroptera, Chrysopidae.